AUGAAUUUUGCUGCGAUAUUCAUUGUACUUCUUUCAACAUUUACCCAUGGUAAUAUUGAUAAAGUUCAAUUCGAAAUAUCUCGUGUAGGCUUACAAUUUAUACCUUUCGAUUCGAAUGAUCUUCUAACUACAGAAAAUGAUGCCAACACUAUUAUGCGUUGUGUCGCACAAUGUGUGAAAAAUAUUGCAUGUCGAACAGUCAACUUCGAUCCUUCGAUCAAUCAAUGUUCUCUCUUUACUUCAUGGAGUUUUGAAGGUAUCUUUUAUCCAUCAUCAUCAAAAUCUCAGAUUGGUUAUAUCAUUCAACAGCCAGUUUUCUACACGUCAUAUCUUCAACCAUGUAUUCUAUCUUUCAACAGUAUCAAUCGAUAUUUACAGUGUGUCAAUGAUACAUGGAUAUGUCCAAAUCAAUACUUCUUCAAUGGAAGUGUAUGUGAAUAUUGGCGAUCAUUCAAUCAAUUAUGUCGAACUGAUGAAUGGUGUGAUUCAUCAAAAUAUCUCACAUGUUCGACUUUUUCUAAUACGUGCCAAUGCAAUUCUUCCAUGUUAUGGAAUGGAUCUCAAUGUAUUUCUGGUCAGUAUCGGUCUAAUCUUGUUCUAUCAAUAAAAUCUCAUCCAUUUCUAUUUCUAGCUUGUCCAUCUGGUCAGAUUGGUGUUACAUUUAAUGAUAUUCCCACGCCAAUUAUCAUUCCUAGUGGUUAUGGAGGAUUCCAAUGGUCUAAUAUGAACGCUUGUACUCUUUAUUCUGAUCAACGUGCUUGUAACACUAAUCUCAAUUCAACGAGUUUUACCCGAAUGAAUGGAACUUUCACCUUGAAUACUCUCGUUGUUUAUGUUUACAGUAGCAGUGUGAAUGUCACUUUCACAGGAAUAAACACGGGCACGAUAUUGUAUAAUACCACGUAUACCACACCCAAUACGUACAUAUGGACAUAUACAUUCAACUGGGUCAAUAUCGAUACGAUCAUUGUCGAAAGUUCACCUCAACCUCAAACACCGAUAGUCGGUAUCGAUGAUGUUUGUGUCACUAUUUAA
Molecule: messenger RNA, 1035 nt
Organism: Adineta steineri
Lineage: Eukaryota; Metazoa; Rotifera; Eurotatoria; Adinetida; Adinetidae
Source: the annotation of a GenBank genome assembly